UCUCAGCCGCCUGUCCCCGCUGCUGCUGCCAAGAACCAGUCCCGGAGCCCCAUCAAGCGCCGCUCGGGGCUGUUCCCUCGCCUGCACACCACAUCCGAGAGCCAGGAGAGCAGGACACGGUGUGACAGUGUUUCUGGAGCCCAGAAGACACCGGACAUGGGACAUUCUUCCCAAGAGAUGAAAUCUGAAACCUCGUCCAACCCCAGCUCCCCYGAAAUCUGCCCCAACAAAGACAGGCCUUUUCUCAAGCUGAAAGAGAACGGGCGGUGGUCGAACAUGUCCCGUUCCUCCUCCAGCACCAGCAGCUUCAGCAGCACGGCGGGGGAGAGCGAGGCCCUGGAGGAGUACGACAGCGUGGUGAGCACCAAACACACCCUGCGGAUCAUUGUGCGUGUCCCCCAGCUCCUGCUGCCCCUGCACCGCUGGUGGCUGUGGGGACACAGCCUGCAGCCCCCAGGUGGCCAAAGGGAUG
Messenger RNA from Malurus melanocephalus (red-backed fairy wren), 472 nucleotides. Its product is annotated as rap1 GTPase-activating protein 2-like. The annotation marks the transcript as partial. The record is from RefSeq and is a predicted model, not a curated record. The transcript has 3 exons. Lineage: Eukaryota; Metazoa; Chordata; Aves; Passeriformes; Maluridae.